AUGCGCGUCCUUAUUGCCCUUUGCUUCGUUGCCGUUGCCAGCGCUGCCUCCUUCGGCGGUGGCUACAACUACCAGCCCGCUGCCACAGCUCCUGCGGCCACCUCCUUUGCCCCAGCAGGACCUGCCUACAGCCCCUCGGUGGCUGCCAGCCAGGAUCAGCCCGCCUACAAUGCCCCCGCCGAGCAGACCUUCGCCCCGGCUGCCGUCGUUGAGGCUGCACCCUCUGCCUCUGCUCCCAACUACGCCGCUCCCCAGGCUGAGCUCCAGAAGGAGUUCUUCACCUACACCGCCGACGAGAGCGCCUUCAACGAACCCGCCGGCUCCGAGCAGGUCCAAAGCUCUCUGAACAAGGCUCUCCGCGUGAUCUUCAUCAAGGGACCCGAGAACAGCGGCCUGGAGAACGCCGCCGUUGCCCUGGCCAAGCAGGCUGGACAGCAGGAGACCGCCAUCUAUGUCCUGAACAAGCAGGCUGACAUCGGGGACCUGAGCAACAAGCUGAAUGCCAUCCGCAACAACAACAAUAACAAGCCCGAGGUGCACUUCGUCAAGUACCGCACCCAGCAGGAUGCUGCUAAUGCCCAGCAGGCUAUCCAGUCCCAGUACGACCAGCUGGGUGGAUCCUCCACCAUCCAGAACGGAGGCGUGGCUCCCGUCCUGAACUUUGCCUCCCAGCCUGCUGCUCGUGAGGUGGCCGCUCCCUCUGCUCCCGGCAGCUCUUACCUGCCCGCCUCCGUGCUGCGAUUCCGCCAGUAA
Drosophila kikkawai is the source of this 753-nucleotide messenger RNA. RefSeq names its product TweedleH (gene TwdlH). The record is from RefSeq and is a predicted model, not a curated record. Lineage: Eukaryota; Metazoa; Arthropoda; Insecta; Diptera; Drosophilidae.